AUGCUAUUGCUCCUUGAGCGAGACUUGGAGCGUACCAAGAGAAAACAGCUACGUAUAGGAACUGACAGUAAUCAAGAGAGACCAAACAACGCCGAGAGAGAGAAGCUUGCAGCAGUAGCUGCCACAUGGAAGGACUGCGGUGGACUGAACUCGCAGCACUCGCAGUUGGAAGGAGAUCUCGAAGCCUCCCAAAAACAAAUAAAGAAGCUUCAAUGGUGUUUGAGUGCUGUGAAGGAUGUUAGGGAUGUGUACAAGAUUUCUCGGAUAAAUCCUGAAAGUCCUCCUAAGCAGAAUUCUAUGAAGAAAAGCGAUCUGAGAGUCAUCGAUCUUAAAAAGCUUGAAGCUCAGAAAGAAACUAACAGCAUCCCCCUGGACGGAGCAAAGGGCAGUUACGUAAAGGAAGAAGUCGAUAAGCCGAAGAAAGAGCUUAAACGCCGCCUUGAGGAAACGAAAGGACGUGUUCAAAGGGAGGAAUUUGAACAGCACAACCACGCAGCGUCGAGGCGAACGGGCGACCGGGAUACUUGGGCUGUGUCUCGAAAGCUCCCGCUCAACGCACAUAGCGAGAUCGUUCGAGGAGAGCAGAAUUGAGUGGCCCGCCUCAUUCAAUGUGCACUGGAAAUCAUCCGACGGACAGACCCUCAAAAUCAGAUGCUGAAGUGCUAUAUCUGGGGGGGUCGUCAAGGAGAACAUGGAGAUUGUCGACUACCCUUUUACAGAUCCCGUGUCGUGUAGCUGGACACUGGACACCAGCAUUCUCAAGGCUUACCACGAUUGGCACGAA
Molecule: messenger RNA, 784 nt
Organism: Hyaloscypha bicolor E
Lineage: Eukaryota; Fungi; Ascomycota; Leotiomycetes; Helotiales; Hyaloscyphaceae
Exons: 3
Coding region: 1-591 (196 amino acids)
Source: RefSeq, a predicted model, not a curated record